This is a messenger RNA of Thamnophis elegans (Western terrestrial garter snake), 2588 nucleotides long. Its product is annotated as phospholipase D3-like. The record is from RefSeq and is a predicted model, not a curated record. Gene Ontology annotation, molecular function: catalytic activity. NCBI's taxonomy places the organism in Eukaryota, Metazoa, Chordata, Lepidosauria, Squamata, Natricidae. The transcript has 14 exons. The coding region runs from base 118 to 2148 and encodes 676 amino acids.
GCAUAAGUGCAACAAUUCACCAACCAAUUGCCGUGGUGCUUGUCAUUUCAAAUCCAACUGAAGUCGUUUCCCCCACCAAAUUUAACGUCUCUGGAGUGCUAUUUCCUUUGAGGCAACAUGAGGAAAAAAACGCCUGCUCCAAACGAAGUCAGUGUCACCCCAAUUAGAAGAUCGACACGCUUGCAACAGGAGAAAACUGCUGAUAAGAACGAACCUCAACCAGAACGAAGCAGAAGCCGGCCCGAUGACAUCCUGCAGCCGCGAGAAAGCAUCAAAGCUUACAAGAAGCAAGUAGAUCCCACUAAGGAACGACCAGAUCCACCAGAAGCUCCUUCAGCACCAGGAGCUCAACUGGACAUUGGACGACCAGCAGAGAAAGAGAAAGUCUCACCCCCCUUUGUGAGGCUGAGGAGAUUGGCGUUGAAGGAAGACCCUUCCCCACAUCCAGAGAGGGGAAAGGAGUUAGACACUCCAAAUAUUCAGUGGGAAGUGGUGAAGGACCGACAGUCGCGACUGCAUGUCUUGGACAUCUCAAAACCACAAAGCGGUAAGAAGGUUGGACAUCUUCAAGAGACAACCACACCGAGCCUGCGAAGACCAAUUGAAACCCGGAGGGAGCCGAGACAGGAGACCUGGACGGAAGUCACCCCAAGGAUCAAGUUGCCCCCAAUAAAGAAGAUGGAGACCACCACCAAGUUGCCACGUAGAGUUUCACCAGCAAAAGAAGACAACCAGAAAUGGUUCAAGUUCCCCAAGUUCUCUCGGUCUUCUCUCUGUUUCCCUCUCUUCUUCCCGCUCCUGAUCCUUACCUGCUGGCUCGUAUGGAAUCACGGAGCGACCACCUCGCUCGUGCUUGGAAAGAGCUCUUUAAUCUGGAAAAAGUUGACAAGGCUGUGGAACGAGGCGGAAGAAUGCAGCGCGCAGUGCAGCCUGGUGCUUCUGGAGAGCAUCCCAGACACCUUACAGUAUCCGCCUCCGAGUCCUCAGAAUCCCACCACUUACGAAGGGUGGAUGAACCUCCUCUCGGAAGCCAACAGCGUGGUAGAAAUUGGAGCUUUCUACUUUACCCUCCGAGGGUCCGAUUUACAGAUGGAAGAUGCUUCCGCCAAGCCGGGCCAGGAGGUGUUCGAUAUGCUACGCAGCCUGCCUUCCCGGGGGGUGAAGUUGGAGAUCGCGGUAAAUAGCCCUCAAACCUCCGAAGAUGACACUGAUGAAUUGACUCGUGACGGCGCCGAUGUGCGAUAUGUGAAGAUGAAGGAGCUGACGGGCGGGAUUGUGCACACCAAAUUGUGGGUCGUGGAUCGGAAACACCUCUACAUUGGCAGUGCCAACAUGGACUGGCGCUCCCUUACUCAGGUGAAGGAGCUGGGAAUCGCUCUCUACAAUUGUAGCUGCCUGGCUCAGGAUCUCCACCGGAUCUUUGCCAUGUACCGGAUCUUAGGCAAAGAGGGAGCCUCCUUGCCCACCACCUGGCCCAGGGAUCUGGCGGCUAAAUCCAGCCUGGAGGAACCUCGGAAGAUUCAACUAAACGGGGUAGAAGCCCAGGUCUACAUUUCUAGCUCCCCGCCGGCUCUCUGCUCCACCGGCCGGACAUCGGACCUCACCGCCAUUCUGAGCACGAUUGGAGACGCUCAAGAAUUCAUCUAUAUUUCUGUGAUGGAUUACGAGCCGCAGUGCAUCUACUGUAACCCAAAAAGAUUGUGGCCCGCCAUUGAUGAGGCCUUGCGGAGCGCAGCCUGCGAUAAAGGAGUGACGGUGCGUCUCCUCAUCAGCUGUUGGCGACAUUCAAGACAAACCAUGUUUGUUUUCCUGGAGUCGCUCCGGGUCCUGAGAAGGAGACCUCUCCAGUGCCCCAUCGAAGUGAAACUCUUUGUGGUCCCCACAGAAGGGAGAGAAAUCCCUUUCGCCCACGUCAACCACAACAAAUACAUGGUGACAGACCGAGUGGCUUAUGUCGGAACCUCCAACUGGUCGGAAGAUUACUUUCUCCGCACCGCCGGAGUUGGGCUGGUCGUUAACCAGAGCGACGUUGCCGCCGAAGCCCAAAAGUACACGUUGCGACAACAGCUGGCGGAUGUUUUCAUACGGGAUUGGGGAUCGCCGUACGCCCUCCCGCUUGAUAACCACUCGAAAUGUAUGGCGGAAUGAAGGGAGUGAAGGGGUCUCGCUUGAAGAGCAGGCCCGAAGCCUGGGCUCACUCCAUUUCUCGGUCCGCGAGGACCUUCCCGUAGUUUGGAUGCUCUCGGAGUGCCCCAAAGGUGCUUUUUCCCCCCCCCCCAAGAGGCUCUUGGUCUGCUUUUAGGAAAACGUCCGGCUGCUUUUGCAUUUCUUAAGAUCUGGCCUCCCCCCCACCCCCCCCGGGUUCGUAAUCUCUGAUCGGAGCAGAGGAGGAAACGCUAUUGCUGAUGUUAUCGUUCUAGGCUUUGAGAAGCUCCAACAGCUGGAGGACUAAGUGAGGGACAGAUCAUCAUGGAGUAAAAUCUAGCUAUGUGGUCACUAAGUGGACAAUUUGAUGGACUUCCCCUCCCUCCUUCAUCCAUCCAUCCACUCAUCCAUCCAUCAUCCUCCAUUAUCUAUCUAUCUAUCUA